Molecule: messenger RNA, 873 nt
Organism: Topomyia yanbarensis
Lineage: Eukaryota; Metazoa; Arthropoda; Insecta; Diptera; Culicidae
Gene: sing
Product: protein singles bar
Exons: 2
Coding region: 195-818 (207 amino acids)
Cellular component (GO): membrane
Source: RefSeq, a predicted model, not a curated record
AUUCACGAAAAGUGUGACAGUCUAACGAAAGCACUUGAACGGCGUAGAUGCCGUGAAUCGCGAGUGAACGUGAAACGAAGUAGAAAAAAUUGUGGAAUUGUGUGACAACGAACUGAGUUUAUCUAAAAAUAUCGGGCGCUGUUAGGCGUUCAAGUUGUUGUUGGCAAUCCGUUCCGAAGAGCUGCAGAAUCGCGAUGCCCCCAACAGUGAUUCGAAUGCCGAAUGGUUCUUCAGGCGGACGGGCACGUGGCGGGGGAGGUCACUUUAACGAGGCUCAGAAUCGUGGACUCAAAGUCGGUUGUUGUCGGGUGUGUACCUGUCUUAAUUUGGAGUUUUUUAUGUCCAAAAAUGGAAUACUGAAGAUCUUUGAGAUCAUCCUGGGAUCGUUCUGUCAGACAUUGCUGAUACAGUUUGGUAUGGAUUCGGCGAAGGAUAUAGGUGAAGCGUUUCACGGGUUCCUGACGACAGUGUCGGCUUGUCUAACGACGACAACGAUUCUGCUGCUGUGCUAUGCGAUAUCCUCGCGUUCGUUCCACCUGGUGCGGCAGUCCAUUUUUGAGGUGAUGUAUAACGGGAUCGCCUGUUUCAUGUAUCUGAGCGCUUCAUCCUAUUUGGGCUUUGCGGUAAAUGUGUGGCUCUACCCCAAAUUUUUACUAUUUAAAACAACUGGAAGUGUACACAGUGCCUAUCCGGCAAUGACUGCUGUUUAUGUAAGAGAAUCAACUGACAUUUAUGCAAAACUACUAAAGUUUUUUUAUAUAUUUUUCAGUACAUGGGUUCAAUUGUGGGCAUCGUUUACGGUCUGGAUGCCUUUGUAGCGUACCGAUAUUUGAAGGGAUACUCGUAGAGUCGAAGGUUUGCCCUCCAAUAAAA